Helobdella robusta is the source of this 2684-nucleotide messenger RNA. RefSeq lists its product as hypothetical. Gene Ontology annotation, molecular function: protein binding. The record is from RefSeq and is a predicted model, not a curated record. The transcript is spliced from 18 exons. Gene Ontology annotation, cellular component: small-subunit processome; Pwp2p-containing subcomplex of 90S preribosome. Lineage: Eukaryota; Metazoa; Annelida; Clitellata; Rhynchobdellida; Glossiphoniidae. The annotation marks the transcript as partial. Gene Ontology annotation, biological process: rRNA processing.
GGCUUCGGUUUAUUCGAAAGCUUUUAAUCGCAUUCCGGACAAUUUUUCAUUUAAAAAAUAUGAAUAAAAAUCAUUUAUUUGCGAGUUAUAAAGCGAUCGGGUUUGUAGUUAAUGAGAUUCCUAUUAGUGUUGGGAUUUACAGACGAAAAAAGGAACCGUACGUAGUUACGUGCGUUGGCCGAGCCUUCCACACGUACAACGUUAAAAAGCUCGCCAUUGUAAACAUAAGCGACUCUCUCCCGAACUCGAUAACAUGCCUAAAAACUGACAGCAAGUUUGUAUAUGCGGCCUGUAAAAAUGACAUCUACAUAUUCUUUCAAUGGAGAAAGGUCUGGAAAAUAUUGAAAGGUCAUAAGGAUGACGUCAAGUUAAUCCUACCAUUUGCCGAUCACCUCAUAUCCAUCGAUGAGACCAACAAUCUGAAAGUAUGGACGGUCGAAGAUGGAGAAUUAUAUUCUGAAAUGUACUUCGACGGCGAUACAUUCGACGUUACUUGCAUAGAACACCCUCUGGAGUACGUUAACAAGGUUCUGAUGGGCAGUCGACAAGGGACGAUGCGAUUAGUGAACCUGUCGCAGAAUCAAGUAAUUUAUUCGUACCAGGGAUGGGCUUCCCCUGUUACUGCCAUUAAGCAGUCCCAGGCGGUGAACGUGGUGGCAGUCGGCCUGAAGGACGGUCGGAUCAUUCUACACGAUUUGAAAUUUGACGAAAGCCUCAUGGUCUUCAAGCAAGACUGGGGGCCAGUUACUAGUAUUUCCUUCAGAAGUGAUGUCGACUACAUCAUGGUCGUCGGGAGUGAGAUGGGCCACAUUGGGAUUUGGAAUCUCAAAAAGAAGAAAUUAAUAACCCAAGUAAACGAGGCCCAUGACGGACCGAUCACAGGCCUCCACUGUAUCGAAACCACGCCCACAAUGCUCACGUCGUCAAAUGAUAAUUGCCUCAAGAUGUGGAUUUUUGAUGAAACUGAGGGCGGAGCUAGGUUGCUCAGUCAGAGGAGUGGCCAUUCGAAGCCGCCGGUUAAAAUUAGAUUUCACGGAACUUCCGGAAAUGUUAUUUUAAGUGCUGGCCUGGACAGCACCUUACGUAACUUCUCGACAGUCCACGACAGCUACAACAGGAGCUUGGGCCGGGCCUCGUACAACAAACGACUCUCGAAGAAAGUGAAUCUCAAGCAGGACACUCUAGUCAUGCCGCCAAUCGUCGAUUUUGUCUCAGAAAUUUCCCGCCAAAGUGAUUGGGACGGCUUGCUGUGUGUGCAUAGCAACGAACGCCUGGCAACGACGUGGAGUUUCAACAAGUGCUGCAUGGGCAAGUACAAGUUCAGCGCUAAAGAUCGGUCACGUGUCGUGGGGUCCAGUGGUGAUAGUUAUGGUGAUGAUGAUGGUGAUGAUGGUCGAGGUGAUGAUGAGGGCAGUAGAGGGGCAGUUGCUAAGUGCGUUUGCCUGACAGCCUGCGGAAACUUCGGAUUGGUCGGUUUCUCUAGUGGGCGGGUCAGCGUGUUUAACAUGCAGUCUGGUUUGCAUAGAGGUUGCUAUGGCGACGAGGGUUCCAAACGUUUAGCACACGGAAGCUGCAUUACUGGCGUCUUCGUGGACGACCUAAACAGCACGACCAUAACAAUGGCUAGAGAGGUGGGGGUGAAGUUUUGGACUUUCAAGGGUAAGAAGUUCGUCCAGUCCCUAACUCUCCAUGCCACACCGCGCAUGGCCAUCAUGAAUAGAAAUAACAACCUAUUGGCGAUAUCGUUGAAUGAUUUUUCCUUGGUUCUACUCGACGCCGAGAGUAAGAAAGUCGUUAGAAAAAUUUCCGGUCAUAAGAAUGACGUCACUGACAUGACGUUUGCGCGGGGCGGUAGGUGGCUGGUGACGGCGUGUAUGGAUUCUUGCAUCAGGGUCUUUGACCUCUAUUCAUCUGUGUUAUUGGACAUCUUCCAGCUACACACGCCGGCCACCAGCAUCACCAUGUCGCCAACAGACGAGCUGUUGGCCACAACUCACGUCGACGAUUUAGGCAUAUAUCUAUGGUACAACAAAAGCCUUUACGCUCCAGCAUCUUUAACAGCGACCAACUCUCUAGACGUUAGCGAGGGUAAAGUUGGUGAUGUAGUCGAACUUCUCGAACUCCCAAGAACAAAAUGUGAUGAUGAUGAUUACGAUGAUGGUGAUGAUAAUGACAAACAAAGAACUGAAAGUAGUACGACAACGAAGUUAGGACAGUUAGGGAAAAUGGUGACACUGAGUAACUUGUCGGAAUUAAGAUGGCUGUCUCUUUCGAGAUACGAUCUUAUAAAGGAGAAAAACGCACCCAGAGAGGCUCUGAAGGUGCCAAAACAGGCUCCUUUUUUCCUGCCCACCAAGCAGGGUUUGGAGUUUGAGUUUGAGAAACCCGAGGAACUAAAGGAUGAAUCUAAAAUAAAAAAUAAAAAAGUAUAUUUUUUGCUUUACACGUUACAUUACAAUUUUGAGGGAAACUUACAAAAAUUUUCUUGCACAGAUGACGAUGUGAGAGACUACUUCUUAACUCUAUAUCCCUCUUCUAUUGACGCCGAACUACGCUGUAUGAGUUUAGAUUUUGGGGGUAGAGCUGAGAUUCUAGUUUGUUUUCUGCUGUUUUUGAGGUCCUGGCUCUCUUCUAACAACCAAUUUGAAAUCUGCAAUGCGAUUUUCGAUAGAUUCGUUGAGGUG